GGUUGGGUGCGCUCGAUAUGCCACCCUGUACCGCCCUCCCCACGCGAGCAGGCGCUGCCAUGACAGCUGUGGCCUCGGGCGACACAGUAACCAUCUAACAAAUAUCAGCGAGUCUGUAGCUGCGCUGCUCGGCUCGGUGGGAUCGAACCAGGGACCGGUAGAGGGGGACACUGUUACAGAGCGAGUCUAAAAACAGGAGAGGGGAGCCGAGCGGAGCGGCGCAGCACCAAAAUGGCAACCCCCUAUGUGACAGAUGAAUCUGGAAAAUACAUCGCUGCCACUCAGAGGCCAGACGGGACCUGGAGGAAGCCCAGGAGGGUGAAGGACGGCUACGUUCCUCAGGAAGAAGUCCCGGUGUAUGAGAAUAAGUAUGUCAAGUUUUUCAAGAGCAAGCCAGAUCUUCCUCCCGGGCUCAGCCCGGCCGAGGCCGCGCCGCCGAGUCAGCAGCAGAAGAUCCCCGGCUGCGGCAGCGAGAGCGACACGGCCGGCCUCUCCAAGUCCGCCAAGCGCAACAUGAAACGCAAAGAGAAGCGGAAACAGCAGCAGCAGCAGGGCCAGGACGGAGACGCCGACGUGGAGUCGGUGAGCGACGCCGUGGAGAACGUGUCCAUUUCAGAGGCGGCGAGCAAGACGGAGGCUCCCGCCCCAUCUGCCGACGACCCCUCGGCGGCGGCGGCGGCCGAAAAGUCCAAGAAGAUUAAAAACCUCAAAAAGAAGCUGCGGCAAGUGGAGGACCUGCAGCAGAAAGUGGACUCGGGGGAGAUAAAGCAGCCGACGAAGGACCAGCUGGAGAAGCUGGGCCGGGCCAAAGCCCUGCAGGAGGAGCUGCGGCAGCUGGAGCUGGAGUCAUGAAGCAAUAACACACCCAUCGCUCAGAACACACACACACACACACACACACGGGAGCGGACAUCUGCAGCUUCGUGACCCAUCAAACACGCUCCGCUCAUUUAGUAUUCAGCAGAAACUCCCGGAGCGGGCGCAGUCGGACUCGGCAGGAACCACAGCUUCUGUCUUCUAGAUUCAGAUCGCAAACGUUGUGACGCCGCCAGCCAGCCAGCCAUUUCUAGAUACACUUUUAACUCGAUCAUCGUGACCCGUUUUGUGCUUGUUCCCUUUUUUUUUGUUUUGUAUCAUGAGGAUUCACUUUGUGUGACAGAGCGUUUAGACUUCUAUUAAAAUACACUCAUCUCUUCACCUCCUGUUACUGUACAGUUGAACUUUCUCACUGUGGAUGGGUUGGACAGAGGGACAUUUUUUUAACUAAAAUAAAGAGGAAAAAAAAAAGACAUUUUACAAAGCGUUUUUAAGCUGCUGAUUAGAAGACGAGGCAGGCGAUGAUCUGUACUUCAGUUUUUGUGAACAAAGCUCAUGUAAAAAAAAAAAGAAGAAUCAACAAGUAUAACCUGUGUAGAUGAAGCCUAUUAGAGUUUCCUCUUCUGUGCCAUGGAG
Messenger RNA from Salarias fasciatus (jewelled blenny), 1452 nucleotides. It is a transcript of the gene pym1, whose product is annotated as PYM homolog 1, exon junction complex associated factor. Gene Ontology annotation, biological process: exon-exon junction complex disassembly. The record is from RefSeq and is a predicted model, not a curated record. Gene Ontology annotation, cellular component: exon-exon junction complex; cytoplasm. Gene Ontology annotation, molecular function: RNA binding. Bases 232 to 852 code for a protein of 206 amino acids. NCBI's taxonomy places the organism in Eukaryota, Metazoa, Chordata, Actinopteri, Blenniiformes, Blenniidae. The transcript has 3 exons.